AGUUGAAGGUUACAUAAGUGUAUAAUUUAUUAUAUUUAAUAGACUGGCAUAGAAUUUAAAAAAAAAGGUAUGAAUAUGCGUAUAGAUCUUGAUAUUUCAGUUACCGAAUAAAAUAUAUAUUUAUGAUAACUCUCCACGGGAUUUAAAAAGUUUUCCGACCAAUCGCAUCGCAGGGAAUUAUUUUAAUAUUAGAGUGAAGAGAUAGAUUAAACAAUCAAUGUGACCACCUAUGUUACCAACCACUUGUUUCUAGUUUUAAUUUUCUUAUCAAUGAUUUUAUUUAUCAAUAUCAAAAUGGACGUUAUUUUGUUAAUUCUGUUAUCAAAUAAGCAAAACUUUUCAAAAUUGUAAAUAUGUUAUAGAUUAUAACGUUUCAAAUAAAUUAUGUGUAAAUAUAAAAUGUAAAUCUACAGAACAGUGAACUUAUUUUGCACUAAUACCAUUAUGAAUCAGGCUGAAAAUAAUGAACAGUUUGAAUCAAUUAGAUAUCAAUUGGAUGCACUUGGCUAUCGUCAAUAUAUGCCAUCUGAUUCAAUAGGCCUUGUCAGUCAACUAGUAGCAGACUUAUUGCAGACAACUGAUAGCUUGAAGCAGUACAAAAAUAUCGCUCAAAACACUCUCCAGGUUGCUAGAAACUUAGAAGCAAAGUCUACUCCAUAUGUACGAGAUAAUUGCUCACUUAUACAAGAAUGUAAUGAGUUGAAAACUAAACUAAAAAAACUACAAGAAAGUGAAAAUAACAUUUUGAAUAAAGUUUCUAUUCUUGAAUGUGAAAAAAAUGAAUGGACACAAGAAAAUGAAAAACUUACACAAAAAGUAAAAGAUUUAGAAGAUGAAGCUGUUUUGAAAAAUGCUAAACUAUUAGAAUUAGGAAAUCUAUUUCUUAUCCCUCAAAUUGAAGUUAAAAAUAAAAAUUUUAAAUCUUUUAGGCCUACAAUACAAAUUGAUAAUUUAAAUACUUGUAAUAAUGAAGAAAUAAAUACUGAAACUUCAAGUAAAGAAAAUGAAUUUUUAAAGCAAAAAGUAGAUGAAUAUAAUCGAGAAAUAGUAAGAUUAAAUAAAAUUAUCAAACAUACAAAAAGUCAGUGCAAUAAGAAUCCACUGUGCCAGGUGAAUAAAAAUAACAAGGAUUCUUUUAUAAACAACAAGGCUGAUAAUGAAAUACUUAGAAGGCAGUUGGAUGAGGCAUUGGCUAAUCAUAAUGAAGCAAUUUUUCACCUUACUAGAGUAACUGAAGAAAAAAAAUCUCUUCAGCGUUCUCUAAAUGAAUAUAUUAAAAAUCAUUGUAACUGUGAUAAGGAUACAAGUGUUAUACUUGAAAACAAUACACAGUUGGUUGAACUUAAAUCAAAAAAUCAAGCUCUUGAAUUUAAAAUAAGUGAAUAUGAAAAUAAAUUGAAAAAAGCUCUUAAUGAUCAAAAACUACUUUUAGAAAAUAAGAACCACUCUAAAAAUAUCGAAAGUGAUUUGAUAUUAGAAAUAGAAAAAUUAUCUGAGGAAAAACAUUUACAAUCACAAAAAAUAUUACAACUUGAAGAAAUUAUAGAAAAAUCAAAAAAUAAUGAUAAAACAAAUAAAUGGCAAGAAAAUAGAUAUUGCACCAGUUCUAAUAUGGUAUCAUCAGAAGAGCUUAGAAAAGCUUUUGAUGCAGAACGAAAAGAGUAUGAAAGGAAAUUAGAAAAAUUAAUUAAAUCUCAAUUAGACCCAUUAAUACAUGGAAAAAGGUCAAAUGAUUUGGAAGUUGCUGUGAGUAAACUAAGAGCUGAGCGAGACGAAUACCUUUAUGAAAUAAACUGUUUAAAAAAACAACAUAAUACAGAAGUGAUAGAUUUAAAAAGAAAAAUUGAAGAAAUAAAAAGAGAUGAUAUUGAAAGAUCAGAUAGACAAAACAUUUUAAAGCUCAGAAGAGAAAAAGAUGAAUUUGCUGAAGAAAUAAUUAGUUUGAAGAAAGAAGUUGAUUUCUUAAAUUGUCAACUUAAAAAAACUAGAGAGUCGGUAGAGAGUAAUGAAUACAAUGAAAGAGAAUAUAUCAAACAAUUAGAAGAUGAAAAACAUCAAUUGAUUGAAAAGCAACGUUCACUUACCUGGGAUAAUAACAAUAAGCAAAGAGAAGCAGAUAAAUAUUUCAGGGAAGUUUCUCAGUUAAAAGCAGAAUUAAAAAGACAUAUAGCUAUGAUGGAUGAUCAAAAGCGUUGUCAAGAUCGACUUGAACGAGCACUACAGUCUACACAGUUUGCUCAAAAUGCUAAUGAAGAAGAAUUAGAACGAGCACAUGUUCGGAUAGAGGAACUAAAACUUUUAAAUAAUAAACUUAAUGAUCAACUGAUCGAAGAACAACAAGAAAGACAUAAAUUUCAAAAUAACACAAUUACCAUUGAUCAUCAUCGAGAUACAUUAACAAAUGAAUUGGAAAAAAAAAACAAGCGGAUUUCUCAUCUAGAUUCAUUAAUUAUGGAUAAAGAAAAUCAAAUUCAAUUAUUGCAUGCAAAACUUGGAGAUGCUACCAAAAAAAUUACAAAUGCUUUAAGUUCUCAGUCGGAAUCUGAAAAGUUAUGUGAUCAUCUAAAACUAGAACUUUCCAAUAUUAAAUCAGAGUAUAAAUUAAUCGAAAGUAGUAAGAGUAGUCAACUCAAAGAAAAGAAGCGGCUUCAAAAUGAUUUAGAUAUGGUGGUUCAAGAAAAUAAAGUUCUUCACUCUGAAUUGGAAGCAUCAAAAAAACAAGCCGAAGAUUUAAAAAUGCAGUUGCAAGUAUAUGUUUUAGAAAUUAGACGUGUUGAAGAGAUGCUUGAGACAAAAGAAUCUGAAAGGGAAGAAAUAUUAGAACAGUUUAAAGCCCUUAACAGUGAAGCCACUCAGUUAGAAAGCAAUAACCACAGUCUUGAAAGUGAAGCUAAAUCUUCCAGGACGCUUCUUAGAGAAAAAGAACAUAGAUUGUCUGAUUUAGAACGUAAACUUAUAGAUAAAGAAGGUCUUAUAUCAAGUUAUGAGGCUCAAAUAUCCAAUUUGACCCAUCAAAUAGUUUCAUUGGAAUCUCAGUUAACUUCCAGAAACAAUCAUAUUACAAAACUGGAACAAGACUUAGAUGCUUGCAGAAAUAUAUGCUCAAAGGUUGAUUCAGCUAAAUUUAGUUUGAAUGAACGGUUAGGUCAUGUUGAAAAUUUACAGCAGAAGGCUGAAGAUGAACGUUUACGAUUAGCAAAUGAACUAUCAAUGGUGAAUUUACAAUUAGAAAGAGAACGUUCAAAAAUAUCUACUUUAGAAUCUGUAUUGAAAGAUUCUAGACAAGAAUGUAUGGAAUUAAAUAUUAACAAAAAUGAUUUAAAAGAACAAUUAGAAGAUAGUAAAAAAGAAAUAAAAAAUCUUGUAGAAUUACUGGACAGAACAAAAAAUGAAUUGAUCAUGUGUCGUUCUACAAUAACUAGUUUUGAGAAAGAAAUAAGCUCGUUAAAACGACAAUUAAAUGAUGUAAAAUUUGAAAAAGCAAAGUUAGAACAAGCUAAAAGGGAAUACCACAGCACAACUUUAUAGUAAAUUACAAAUGAUAAUUGUAUACAGUUCAUAAUUAUGAUUUAGUUCUACAUAAUACACAUCAAUAUAAGUUUUAUCAUCUAAUAAACUUAAAUUUAAAAUUUUUUUAAAUUUACUUGGACGCAUACUUUAUAUUUUUAUAUUAACU
Sipha flava (yellow sugarcane aphid) is the source of this 3676-nucleotide messenger RNA. RefSeq names its product centrosomal protein of 135 kDa-like. The record is from RefSeq and is a predicted model, not a curated record. The transcript is spliced from 18 exons. Lineage: Eukaryota; Metazoa; Arthropoda; Insecta; Hemiptera; Aphididae. The coding region runs from base 445 to 3528 and encodes 1027 amino acids.